AUGGAAAAAGGUCAGUUAGGUCAUGGAGAUAUGAUCCAACGUGACAGGCCUACCGUUGUCUCAGGACUCUCUAAGCACAAGAUUGUGAAAGCAGGAGCAGGGAGGAGCCACACGGUUGUGGUUAGCGAUGAUGGCCGGUCCUUUGCUUUUGGGUUGAAUAAGCAUGGGCAGUUGGGUUUAGGCACCGCCAAAAACGGAUUUGUUUCUGUAGAAGUUGAAUCGUCGCCUCUUCCAUGUGUUGUGUCUGAUGAGGUCACAAACAUUGCCUGUGGGGCUGAGUUCACGGUGUGGUUAUCUUCUACCGAAGGAUCCACUAUACUGACUGCCGGACUCCCACAGUAUGGUCAACUUGGUCAUGGAACUGAUCAUGAGAUGGGGCUUUGGUGGAUAUGGAAGGUUGGUACUAGUCCAUCUCUGAGUUUGUUACAACUUACACGGCUUGGACAUAGGGAGCAGAAAGAUGAAUGGUCUCCUCGCCGCGUUGAUGUGUUUCAGAUACAUUUUGUUUUGCCUCCAAAUGCCAUUGUCUCUGCUGGCUCUGCAAACUCCUUUUGUAGUGCUGGCAAGUGA
Molecule: messenger RNA, 570 nt
Organism: Brassica rapa (field mustard)
Lineage: Eukaryota; Viridiplantae; Streptophyta; Magnoliopsida; Brassicales; Brassicaceae
Product: protein RCC2-like
Biological process (GO): negative regulation of GTPase activity
Cellular component (GO): membrane
Molecular function (GO): small GTPase binding
Source: RefSeq, a predicted model, not a curated record